Molecule: messenger RNA, 1664 nt
Organism: Oncorhynchus tshawytscha (Chinook salmon)
Lineage: Eukaryota; Metazoa; Chordata; Actinopteri; Salmoniformes; Salmonidae
Product: midkine-B
Exons: 6
Coding region: 198-725 (175 amino acids)
Molecular function (GO): growth factor activity
Source: RefSeq, a predicted model, not a curated record
AUGUUACCAGCUCAAACUAGUUUUGGAGAAACAAAGGGGAGGGCGACAAAUAAGAGCAAGCUGACCGGGAUAGAGGUAUUCUAGGACUGUAGGACUCUCUUGUGGCUCAGAGUAAGACCUUUAACUCUCGCCAAGAAGUACGAUCAAAGAAACAACUCUGAACUCUUCUAACCCAGACAGAGACAAGCAGUUCCCCCAUGUCCCCCAGAAGAAUUGCUUCAAACCAAGCCUCUUCCAUCGAGCUCUCCCUGUCAGGGCGGCCCCUAUCACCUCCCAGCAGUAUGCGAGGUUUGUUCUCAACAGUUGUGGUGCUUCUGGUGGCCUUGAUGAUAGUCACCACUGAAGCAGGGAAAAACAAAAGAGAGAAGGGGAAAGGGGCCAAGGGUGCUGCCACUGAGUGUGCGGAAUGGCGCUAUGGUAGCUGUGUGCCUAACAACGGAGACUGUGGAGCCGGUGUCAGAGAGGGCACCUGCAACGACCAGAUGAGGAAACUGAAGUGCAAAGUGCCUUGCAACUGGAAGAAGGAGUUCGGCGCUGACUGCAAGUAUAAGUUUGGCAGCUGGGGUGAGUGUGAUACAGCUACUGGAUCCAAGAACCGGUCUGGAACCCUGAAAAAGGCCCUGUACGACGCAGAGUGCCAACCCACCAUCAAGGUGUCUAAGCCAUGCCCCGCAAAGACCAAGACAAAGGCCAAAGGAAAGAAGGGAAGAGGCAAGGAGAACUAGAAGGUGGAUGAGUCCACAUUGAAGAAGUGAUUGGUUGGAUUUUAUUACGCAAUAUCCUUUGCUUUUUCAACAAACAUAAUAUGCACAAGUGAAUUAUGAGAUGUCAAGUGGGCCCUUCCUUCAAAUACAGUAUAACAAAUGCUAAAUGUCUCUGAAUAUUGACCAAAUAUCCCACAAAUGUAGACAAACACAAUUUUUUUUCUCACAAAAAUGUCCAGCUGUCAGUGGCCUGGCAAUUUGGCAAGUAAGAAUGCAGUUCUGGACAUGCUGUAUUAUGCAAGAUAUGCAAGAAACAGAUACUCUUGAACUCAGCAGUGUUUUAGAUCUACCUAGACAACCUUGUGAUGUACAACCAGAGUUUGUUGUAUUUUUUGUACGCUCUCAGUUCCUUUACAUUAGUUCAACUGGAGUCAAGGCAAAGCUCCUUGUUUGAGAUGAUUUUAACCAGUAGAUUUGAUAUACUUGAGUUUUUUUAAAUUAAAAAUGUUCAUCUUACAUUGUUGUGAUUGUUAUAGUUUUCUCUUGACUACCAAUUAGUAUUACUAACAGAAUUGAUGAGUGGAUUUCAGUUGCGUGUGCCAAUUAGUAAAAGUAGAGAGAUGCAAAUCAACUAUUUUUCUAGUAAACUGAGGACUGUCAGCUCAACGUGUUUCAUGUACAAUACAAAGCUGAGAUUGAAUGCUCAAGAGAAGGCAGUCAUUGUCUUUGUAACGAUAAUAGUGGUAUUGUUAAAACGAUUCGUUUUAUAAUAUAUAUAUACUUCAAAAGGUGUCAGGCGAUUUUGAGUCGAACUGCUGCGUUCAUAUUUUAGCAAACACAUACAUACGCCUUCACACAGUUCAUCUGUACUCUCAUUUUUGUAAUUACUGUCAUUAUUAUUACACAAACCCUUGGAACAGAAAAAAAUCUACCACUUAAAAUAAACUCUCAGAAUUUUGA